ACUGUUUUUCUAUCUUGUAAAGAAUAAGAUAUUUUACAUCAGCGUAUCUUCCGUUGGAAUGCUCUUAGUACUCAAUCGUAGAUGCUCACCGAAGAAUAAAACCCUAAUCUCAAGGCGACUACUGCAUUUUCAACGAGAUGGGUGAAGAAGUGAAGGCCUUGAUUCCCGAGUCAGUGUUGAAGAAGAAGAACAGGGAGGAGGAAUGGGAUUUGGCCAAGAAAAAACAAGUUGAAGCUUUAAAACUUAAGAAUGCUGAGAACCGAAAGUUGAUCUACAGUAGAGCCAAAUUCUGUGCGGAUGAGUAUGCCAAACAGGAGAAAGAGCUGAUUGAGUUGAAGCGUGAGGCCAAGUUGAAAGGAGGAUUUUAUGUUGAACCCGAGGCCAAGCUCUUGUUUAUCAUUCGUAUUCGUGGUAUCAAUGCUAUGCACCCCAACACGAGAAAGAUUUUGCAGCUCUUGCGGUUGAGGCAGGGUUGAACCAUUUGUGACAUAGGGGUAUGUGUGAACGCCUUGAUCUUAUUCAUUUGGUUAUGCAUUUUGAUCAAUUACGGUGGAUGAUUCCAGAUACCCUAACUUGAAGAGUGUGAAGGAGUUGAUAUACAAGAGAGGUCAUGGGAAGCUGAACAAGCAAAGAACAGGCUUUGGGCAAGUAUGGAAUUCUCUGUACAGAAGAUCUUAUUCACGAAAUCACGACUGUGGGACCUCAUUUCAAGGAGGCAAAUAACUUCUUGUGGCCGUUCAAGCUCAAGGCACCAUUGGGUGGUCUAAAUAAGAAGAGGAAUCACUAUGUUGAAGGUGGUGAUGCCGGUAACCGUGAGAAUCAUAUUAAUGAGCUCAUCAGGAGAAUGAAUUAGCUUUUGGCACGAUCGGCAAAUAGUUCAUGAGGCUUUGUUUGUUAGAAAAAAUCUAUAGUCGAAUCAAAAUGUUAUUUCUCUUGUUAAAUUUUAUAGCUUCAAGAAUUUAAGUUUUAUAAUUUUUUUGAGUCGUGUCUUGUUUAGUUUGAGUUUUGAGGCCAUUUAGGAAUGACUAUUUAAGAUUUUUGCCGCAUAUACAUUAUCAUGCUUAUUGAUUAUUUUAAGUCGUUAAAAAUUCUCCAUAAACUAUACAUAAUGUUGUAAAGUAGGAUUUCCGACCAAUUUUGUUUAAUGUAGCUAAUGUCAUGCUGAUGUUUUUCUUUGU
Humulus lupulus (European hop) is the source of this 1178-nucleotide messenger RNA. Its product is annotated as large ribosomal subunit protein uL30y-like. Gene Ontology annotation, biological process: maturation of LSU-rRNA from tricistronic rRNA transcript (SSU-rRNA, 5.8S rRNA, LSU-rRNA). Gene Ontology annotation, molecular function: RNA binding; structural constituent of ribosome. The transcript is spliced from 6 exons. The record is from RefSeq and is a predicted model, not a curated record. Gene Ontology annotation, cellular component: cytosolic large ribosomal subunit. Bases 138 to 476 code for a protein of 112 amino acids. Lineage: Eukaryota; Viridiplantae; Streptophyta; Magnoliopsida; Rosales; Cannabaceae.